AAUGUCUCAAAAUAAAAAGCAAAAAACCCUAAUUCACAGAUCGUAUGUAGUAAGCUCAACUUUGUUUCUUCGUCUUUAGCAGAGGAGAGUUUUGUGCGGCUGCCACUUCAAUCUCCAAGUGUUUUGAGCUUUAGAAAGAUGGUGAGAAUCAGUGUGCUUAACGAUGGUCUGAAGAGUAUGUACAAUGCUGAGAAAAGAGGCAAGAGGCAGGUCAUGAUCAGGCCUUCUUCUAAGGUCAUCAUCAAGUUCCUCACUGUCAUGCAGAAACACGGUUACAUUGGUGAGUUUGAGUACGUUGAUGAUCACAGGUCUGGUAAGAUUGUUGUUGAGCUCAAUGGAAGACUUAACAAAUGUGGUGUCAUCAGUCCUCGUUUCGAUGUCGGAGUCAAAGAGAUUGAAAGCUGGACCGCUCGUCUUCUUCCUUCCAGACAGUUUGGCUACAUUGUUCUAACAACCUCAGCCGGUAUCAUGGACCACGAAGAGGCCAGGAGAAAGAACGUUGGUGGCAAGGUUCUUGGAUUCUUUUACUGAACUUCAAGAGAAUCUUCUUUGUUCAGGGUUUAUACUUUGCUUCUCCUUUUGGUGAGACGAGGAUUUCGAUUGAGCUCAAUGUUAAGAGAGUAGUAGACGUUUGUUUCUCUGUUUGCUUUCACAGAUAAUUUUGUUUCUUUUUGGUUUUGCUUCAAAAGUUAAUUGAAGACUUGCUAUGUAGACAGUAAUUUUCAAUGAACAAAAACUUGCGUUUCUUGAA
Raphanus sativus (radish) is the source of this 751-nucleotide messenger RNA. RefSeq names its product 40S ribosomal protein S15a-4. NCBI's taxonomy places the organism in Eukaryota, Viridiplantae, Streptophyta, Magnoliopsida, Brassicales, Brassicaceae. The record is from RefSeq and is a predicted model, not a curated record. Bases 139 to 531 code for a protein of 130 amino acids. Gene Ontology annotation, molecular function: structural constituent of ribosome. Gene Ontology annotation, biological process: translation. The transcript is spliced from 4 exons. Gene Ontology annotation, cellular component: cytosolic small ribosomal subunit; ribosome.